AGUCUUAUAGAAGGACAAAAAAAAGGAAAAACAGAAAAAGAGAAAAGUGUGUUUUGCUUCAUUUUCUUCAAGAAAAUGGAAACCCAAAACGAAAUUAUGCUUGUAGAAACGGAAACAUGUUCAGAUGAGAAGAGGGUUUGUUCUUCAGGGAAAAAGAGAGCUCCAAUAUUGUUUGGUUGGCCAUGGCAGAAUCUGUCAAAUUUCAAGUAUUUGUUGUUUGGGCCACUUCUUGCUGAGUUAAUCUAUUCAAGAAUCUAUGAAAAGAAGCACAGUGAGUAUAGUUGGUGUUUGCAUAUUCUAAUAUUGUCUUCACUACGAGGACUUGUGCACCAGCUAUGGAGUUCCUAUAACAACAUGCAUUAUCUUAAUCGAAAUCAUCGGUUAUCUGAAAAAGCCAUUGGUUUUGAUCAAAUUGACAAAGAAUGGCAUUGGGAUAAUUUCAUCAUACUUGAAGCAUCUGUAGCCUCAAUAAUCUUAUUGAUCAAUCCAUCAGUGACCAAUCUGCCUGUAUGGAAAACCAGUGGGAUUAUUUCUUGUGUAAUUUUCCAUAUUGGCCUCUCAGAACCUCUAUAUUAUUGGCUUCAUAGAUUAUUACAUUCCGAAUAUUUCUUCGAACGAUAUCAUUGGUUACACCACAGUUCUACAGUGAACAAUCCAUUUACAGCCGGUCAUGCGACAUUUUUGGAGCAUUUAUUACUUUGUGUAAUUAUGGGAAUUCCAAUUCUUGGGAGUACUUUGAUAGGACACGGUUCGAUCAUUAUGUUCUAUGGCUAUGUUUUGGUGUUUGAUUUCCUAAGAUGUAUGGGGCAUAGUAACAUUGAAGUUGUUCCUCAUCACAUCUUCGAUACCAUGCCUAUGGUCAAAUACCUUAUUUAUACACCAACGUACCAUUUUCUACAUCACAGAGACAUGAAGACGAAUUUUUGCCUUUUUAUGCCUCUUUUUGAUGUUUUUGGAAAGACAAUGUACGAAAUUUCAUGGGAUCUUCAUAGAGAAAUAAGUUCAAAUGAAGGAACGAAAGCAAAAGCACCAGAAUUUGUGUUUCUUGCACAUAUGGUUGAUAUCAUGUCAAUAAUUCAUGCUCCAUUUUUUUUGAGAUCGUGCAGCUCUUUACCAUUUGCCAGAAAUAUUAUCUUCUUUCUAAAUUGGCCGUUAGCUUUCUUGGUGAUGCUGAUGAUGUGGGCUAAAUCUAAAACUUUCUUGUUCACUUUCUGGUAUCUUAGAGGACGAUUGUUUCAUUAUUGGGUCGUGCCACGAUUUGGGUUCAUGUAUUUUAUAUCGUCUGCAAAAGAUGGCAUAAAUAGCCAAAUCGAAGAAGCUAUACUGAAGGCCGAUAGAAUUGGUGUCAAGGUCCUUAGCCUUGCUGCCUUGACAAGGUGA
Lactuca sativa (garden lettuce) is the source of this 1380-nucleotide messenger RNA. RefSeq names its product very-long-chain aldehyde decarbonylase CER3. Lineage: Eukaryota; Viridiplantae; Streptophyta; Magnoliopsida; Asterales; Asteraceae. Gene Ontology annotation, biological process: lipid biosynthetic process. The record is from RefSeq and is a predicted model, not a curated record. Gene Ontology annotation, molecular function: oxidoreductase activity; iron ion binding.